This is a messenger RNA of Rubroshorea leprosula, 882 nucleotides long. Lineage: Eukaryota; Viridiplantae; Streptophyta; Magnoliopsida; Malvales; Dipterocarpaceae. The record is from the annotation of a GenBank genome assembly.
AAUUAACUCGACGGAUUCAACCAUUUCUUUCAGCAACACAGCACUUUUCCCGUCCGAGAUCCGGCCACAGAUCGGUGCUCUGCUAGGAACCAUCGGAACCAUGGCCGACGGUAAGAGCGAUACUCCAACGGAGAAGGAGACGCCGAAACCGAAACCGAGACCGAUCGUGCGUCUCGGCAUCUUCCUCAUCUCUCACAGCUUCCUCGUCAUUGUUAUUUGUUGCACUGCUGGUGUUCUGGCUCUGCUUCUCCUUCCUGUUCUCGCUAAUAACACUUACAUCUCCGAAAAUGCCCUCAUGCCAGGUUCUGCAAGUCCCAUGAUUUCUAAUCAGGAGGUUUUGGAUGGAAAUAAAUUGGUUAAGGAGCUAACCAACCUGAAUUCUAAUAUUUGGAUGGGGGAAUGUAAGUGUCCGUUAUGAAGUUUAGGUUGCCUUCAGGUAUCUUUCCUGUUUGAAAGUACUUGAAGGUGACCUUAUCUGAGUUUUUCAAUUGCUGCUUCAGUUUGGCUUGAUUUUCAUACAAACUUUAGAAUUCAAUACAACUUACCUUUUUGUUCCAUGCUUUUAGAUAUGGAAUGUUGAUGGGGUGCUUAAUUUUCAGAUUCUAUUUCGUUAUCAUUUUCCAACUUCAUACUUUUUUUGGAUUGUUCAUGCUUGUCCCUUCAACCACCUUCUGCAUUGCCAUGUCAGAGAAAGUCAGAGAAUCAUAGCAAAGUACAUGUCAGACUUGGGGUGCUGAAGUUAGUUAUCACAAAUUCCAUCCUCAGUCAAAUAGUCUCAUCCACUGCACUUUUUCUCUGAUCCUGAUUCUGGAGCUCAAGAGAACUUUAGUUGCUCAUCAUAUGGCAUCAACACCAUUGGGAUAAUAAGGGCUCCACGUGGCG